GUUGCUUUCAACCGAUCCUUCGCCCAUUUGCCCAGUGACAGCUCGCCAUGAGCUGGGCACAACUCAUGGGGCACCUGCCCCCGGUGACCCGGUGCCUCGUCCUGGCUGCCGUCGCCCUCGCGGUCGGCUGCUCGCUGGACAUCGUGUCGCCGGCCACAUUGUACCUGAACUGGCAACUCAUCAUCUACGAGCUUCAGCUUUGGAGGUUAGUGACCUGCUUCCUCUUCUUUGGGCCCUUCGGAGUGCCCUUCUUCUGGAACACCUACGUCUUGGUACACUAUUGCUCUUCCUUGGAAGCGGGCGCCUUUCGCGGCAAAUCCGCGGAUUUCCUGUGGAUGUUAGUUUGCGGAGGAGGCAUGAUGCUGGCUCUCACCUAUGUGUUCGGCAAUGCGUACUUUGUCAGUGGGGCCUUGAUUGACCUCAUGACCUACGUUUGGGGCAGAAGAAAUCCGACGGUCAGAAUACAGGUCUUCAUGCUCCAAACCCGUGCGCCGUACCUGACCUGGGUGUUUGCACUCGUAUCCUUCCUGAUGGGUGGCAGUAUGCAGGACCACCUCAUUGGGAUCGCAGUGGGUCACACCUACUACUUCUUUGAGGACGUGUACCCGCUCUUGCCCACGUCCAAAGGCUUCCGUCUCUUCGGAACGCCAAAAUUGCUGAAGCUGGUCUGCAAUGAGCAGGACUGAGCACGCU
Molecule: messenger RNA, 693 nt
Organism: Effrenium voratum
Lineage: Eukaryota; Dinophyceae; Suessiales; Symbiodiniaceae
Source: the annotation of a GenBank genome assembly